Messenger RNA from Striga hermonthica, 495 nucleotides. NCBI's taxonomy places the organism in Eukaryota, Viridiplantae, Streptophyta, Magnoliopsida, Lamiales, Orobanchaceae. The record is from the annotation of a GenBank genome assembly.
AUGGCCAUUCAUAAUCUUGUGUGCUUCUAUUUCGUUUCGAGCCUCUUCUUCCUCGGUUUGUCGUCCUCCGACUCGACCCCGUGGGCCCCACGUCUAGUCUCGUUCCACGAGGGAUUCGACCCGUUGUACGGAAAGCAAAAUGUAGUCCCGUACGACGAGGCCAACACGUCGGCGAUGAGGGUGUACGGGACGAUAUGGGACGGGUCGAGUUGGGCGACCGAGGGAGGGCGGUACAAGGUGGAUCAUAGGUACGGGCCGUUUGUGGCCGAGUACUCGGGUUUUGUGAUGGGCGGUGGUGAUUGGGUCGGGCUCAAAUUGGGCCGGGAGGAGCAGGCCCAAAUGGAGGGUUUUAGAAGGAGGUGGAUGACGUAUUCGUAUUGUUACGACAAGAAACGGUACGCGGUGGCGUUGCCGGAGUGUGUUUUUGAGGCCGGGGAGUUUGAACGUCUAAGAAGAUUUGAUCCUUGGACGUUUGGGUCCUCUAGCAAGAGAUGA